Oldenlandia corymbosa var. corymbosa is the source of this 2163-nucleotide messenger RNA. The record is from the annotation of a GenBank genome assembly. NCBI's taxonomy places the organism in Eukaryota, Viridiplantae, Streptophyta, Magnoliopsida, Gentianales, Rubiaceae.
CUAAAUCGUAAGAAAAGGAACAAAAUUAUUUCCAAAAUUGAAGUAAAAUUAAAACGAGUAGGUAAAACAAGGGGAAAGUGGAAAGCUUUUUGACCCUCUUUCUGGGGGGGUGUUCAAAAACACAAACGCUUUGGCCUAAUGUUAUAAAGCUGUAACAGCUCACCCAAUAUCGAUUUGGACAAGCAACCACGACACAUAUUUGCCGUCUUGUACAAAUUUUUUGCUAGAAAACUCUCUCUGCAACUCUUAAUAAAAUUUCCCUGAAUUUUUUCUUGCCCCGUUUGCCAAGUCUUUACUGUUCUUGUCAUCAAGUUUAAGCCUUCUCCCAAUCCCCAUCUUCCAAGCCACUCUUCCUCUCAAGAUUUCAGCAUCAACUACCCACCACCACUUGAUUAUAAUCCUAUAUAGUACAUUUUGGCAGAGGCCCCAUAUCAUAAUUCAGAGCGAAUUCAAAAGGGUUGUGAGUAUUUUUCAUUUGAGAGUUUGAGAAGAAGGAAGGAAGAAAAGAAAGAAAGAUGAUGAGGAACGGAGAUCUGGAAAGUCGAGGAGGGACAAAGAGCAGAGCCCACCACAACAGUUAUCAGCCUUACUAUGUGGAGACCUCAGAGAGCCAGUGGACUUCAUGGCUAGUUCCGAUGAUAGUUGUGGCUAAUGUUGCUAUGUUUAUUGUCAUCAUGUUCGUCAACAAUUGCCCCAAGAACAGUGAUGGGUUCAGAGGACAAUGUGUGGCCAAGUUUCUUGGGAGGAUUUCUUUUCAGCCCCUCAAUGAAAAUCCUCUCUUUGGCCCUUCUUCUAACACGUUAGAAAAAUUGGGAGCUCUAGAAUGGAGCAAGGUUGCACAUCAGCAUCAGGCAUGGAGGCUUAUCACUUGUAUUUGGCUGCAUGCAGGAGUUAUUCACUUACUGGCGAACAUGCUGAGCUUGGUGUUUAUUGGAAUUCGUCUUGAGCAGCAAUUUGGAUUUGUGCGAGUUGGGGCUGUUUACCUCUUGUCAGGAAUUGGCGGGAGCAUACUCUCAUCCCUUUUUAUUCAGCGUAGUAUCUCUGUCGGAGCUUCUGGUGCUUUAUUUGGACUUCUUGGAGCUAUGCUCUCAGAGUUGCUCACUAAUUGGACUAUUUACAGCAAUAAGGCUGCGGCUCUUAUCACUCUUGUGAUUAUCAUCCUGGUGAACUUGGCCCUUGGAAUACUUCCACACGUUGAUAACUUUGCGCACAUUGGGGGUUUCCUCACUGGUUUCCUCAUUGGCUUUGUGUUACUGUUUCGCCCUCAAUUUGGUUACCUGGAAACGCGUCAUCUUCCUGCUGGCGCUCGUCUGAAGUCGAAAUAUGCUGUUUACCAGUUUGUUCUAGUGGUGAUUGCCCUGGUCCUGCUAAUUGUUGGGUAAGCUUUGUAAUCUAUGAGCUUUUGUAUCUUUUCCUUUUCUGAUGGCAUACCGAAGCUGCGAUAGAAAUAAAUGAUACUAAAUCCAGCUUGGGAUGGACAAUACCUUAUCAUCAUUUUUUUAUGCAUUCACUUCCUGUGUGUCAACAAACCAGCGACUUUCUGAUACCUUUAUUUCUUUUAUUUGCUUCUGUUUUUCAAAACAACGUUGUCGCUGAUUUAUCUAUCUCAAAUUCGCAGAUUCACCGUAGGAUUGGUGAUGCUGUUUAGAGGAGAAAAUGGCAAUGAUCAUUGCAGCUGGUGCCAUUAUUUGAGCUGUGUGCCAACUUCAAGAUGGCGCUGCGAUAAUUAACUUGGGUUAUGUUGGGGCGCUUCUACUGCUAUAUUUCUUCUUUUACCUAUAUACUUUUGUCCAUAGAGAGGGUUCUCGUAUGACCUUUUUUCUUUUUGCCCCUAUAGUCGUUUGUACAGCAAUUAUAUUUGCUUGUGCUGCAGUGGCCAAGCUCCAUAUAUAUUCACACAGGAUGUCUUUAUGUAUACACACGACUGCGAUUGAUUAUAUAUUUUAUUAUGGCAUUUCUCGAGAUCAUACUUGGUCAAGAAACGCAGUUGCUACAUUCAAAUCUUGAUUUUACAGUUUCUCAUCUUUAUAGUUUGUAGAUGAUGAUAGAUAGCUAUUGGAAAAAAUAAAAAAUAAAAAUUAUAAAGAAAGCAGAGAGAAAAUAAUAAUAGAGCUAUGUUGGGACAAGUGUUGGUGUCCUUUGUGUAACUAGUAAACAGUUUCA